CGAAAACCACCAAAAACCUCUUUAUUACCACCAACAAACAAAGUCUCUUCUUCUUCUUCAAUCACUGAAACACAACACCAAAAAAGAAAAGAAUAAAGUAUGUCUCUUCUUCCCCAUCUCAUCCUCUACCUAACACUCUUCACGGUGGCUGUUACCGGAGAAACUCUCCGACCAAGAUUCUACAGAGAAACAUGCCCUGAAGCUGAAUCCAUAGUAAGAAGAGAAAUGAAGAAAGCUAUGAUCAAAGAAGCAAGAAGCGUCGCUUCCGUCAUGCGUUUCCAAUUUCACGACUGUUUCGUCAAUGGAUGUGACGCAUCUCUGUUACUUGACGACACACCAAACAUGCUUGGUGAAAAACUAUCACUUUCCAACAUCGAUUCUUUAAGAUCUUUCGAAGUCGUUGACGACAUUAAAGAAGCUUUAGAGAAAGCUUGUCCUGCUACUGUUUCUUGUGCCGAUAUCGUUAUCAUGGCCGCUCGUGACGCCGUUGCUCUUACAGGAGGACCAGAUUGGGAAGUGAAGCUAGGAAGGAGAGAUAGUUUAACAGCGAGUCAAAAAGAUUCCGAUGAUAUAAUGCCAAGUCCAAGAGCCAACGCAACUUUCUUGAUUGAUCUCUUCGAAAGAUUCAAUCUUUCUGUGAAAGACAUGGUUGCUUUAUCAGGGUCACACUCAAUUGGUCAAGGUCGGUGUUUUUCAAUCAUGUUCAGGCUUUAUAACCAAUCCGGUUCUGGUAAACCGGAUCCAGCUCUUGAACCGAGUUACCGUAAGAAGCUUGACAAGCUUUGUCCUUUGGGUGGAGAUGAGAAUGUGACUGGAGAUCUAGAUGCAACACCUCAGGUUUUUGAUAAUCAGUAUUUUAAAGACUUGGUUUCAGGGAGAGGGUUUCUUAACUCUGAUCAGACUUUGUACACGAAUCGGGUGACGAGAGAGUAUGUGAAGAUGUUUAGUGAGGAUCAAGGAGAGUUCUUUAGGGCAUUUGAAGAAGGGAUGGUGAAGUUGGGUGAUUUGCAAUCUGGGAGGCCUGAAAUGGAUUGGCAAGGACAGAAACUCGUGGAGCAUCUGAUGCAGAUCUUACUUGUAAUCUCCGGCGUCGUCGCGGUGGUUGUUGGCUACGCAACGGAAUCAUUCAGGACAAUGAUGCUGAUCUACGCCGGUGGUGUUGUUCUCACGACUUUGGUUACUGUACCUAAUUGGCCUUUCUACAAUCUUCAUCCUCUCAAAUGGUUAGAUCCGAGUGAGGCCGAGAAGUAUCCUAAACCAGAAGUUGUUGUUGUUGCUUCGAAGAAGAAAGUCUCUAAGAAAUAGGUCUGAAUCUCUAUCUCUAUCCUAUAUAUCGGAAUUGUUUCUGUGAGAGAUUUUAUGGAUCGGAAUCUUUAAUUAUGAAUUGAAUUUUCUGUUUUGAUUCUUAUUAUCUCUGUUCUUUGCCAAAGGAAUUUGCUUCUGAGUUUAGAUUAGAGUCUUUUGAAUCACCAAAGUCUCGAUUUUUAUGAAGAUGGUACAUAAAUAUGACACACCUUC
Messenger RNA from Arabidopsis arenosa, 1518 nucleotides. The record is from the annotation of a GenBank genome assembly. NCBI's taxonomy places the organism in Eukaryota, Viridiplantae, Streptophyta, Magnoliopsida, Brassicales, Brassicaceae.